ACAUCUGUGGUGAUUACGACGACCGAAGACUGCAAGCCCCGCGUAAGAGACUUUCGAGCGCAGACAAAGGCCCACAAUUAAGUUCAAACGCGUUCCAUCUCUCUCUCUCUCUCUCUCUCUCUCUCUCUCUCUCUAUAUCAUUUUCUCAAACACAUCUAGUCUAUUACUUGUAAAUUGACAGUCUUGGAUAAUCUUGUUCUGUUAUUUUCUUACAUACAGUGAGAAUCAGUCUGUGUUGUUAGAACAACCUGAUAGAACCCAUCAAUAUCUCUGGUUUUUUUUCGAUACAGGAAGGAAGGAGGAGAGAUUAUCGAGCAAGUAUAGACAAAUUAUCUGCCAUGGAGAAGAAGGUUUGGUCGGUGUUACUUAUCUUGGUUCUGUCUCUGACGUUUUGGGAUCGCUCUCUAGCAGGCAAUUGGUGGCAGAACAAAAAGCCAUCAACAUCGUCGUCUGGCAAGAAUGGUGGGGGCUCUUCCCUUGUUUUCCGUGUUGAAGGAAAUGUAUAUCCUGAUGGAUUGUACUAUGUGACCUUCAACAUUGGGAACCCACCCAAGUCUUAUUACCUCGAUUUAGACACAGGUAGUGACCUCACAUGGCUCCAAUGCGAUGCCCCCUGUCAACACUGCGACAAGGUGCCUCACCCUCUUUACAAACCCAACAUGAGGGACUUGGUAUUAUGCAAAGAACAAAUCUGUGCCUCGCUUGAUUCCAAAAACUGCAACAACCCAAAUGAGCAAUGCGACUACAACACGGUGUACGCUGAUCGGGGUUCCUCCCUUGGUGUCCUCAUCAAGGAUGUCUUCCCACUCAGAUUGACCAAUGGAUCAAUUCAUACACCCCGUUUGGCCUUUGGAUGUGGUUAUGAUCAGCAAGGUGUGUGUACGGGAUCUGUGUGUCCCACAGAUGGAGUACUGGGCCUUGGUAAUGGCGGAGGCAGCAUCCUAUCUCAGCUCAAAAGCCAGGGAUUAACAAAGAAUGUGAUCGGCCACUGUUUGAGUGGGCAGAGUGGAGGGUACCUUUUCUUUGGUGAUGAUGUUGUGCCUUCAUCUGGGGUUGUUUGGACACCAAUGUCACUAAAUACUUUAGACAGCAAACACUACUCCCCUGGUCCUGCUGAACUCAGUUAUGGAGGGAAACGUACUGGUGUUAGUGGUCUUCGAACAAUUUUUGAUAGUGGGAGCUCCUACACCUACUUCAAUUCCAUGGCUUACCAAGCUUUAAUAUCCGCGGUGAAGAAAGAUUUGGUUGGAAAACCACUUAGAGAAGCAGCUGAUGACAGUACAUUACCUCUGUGCUGGAGAAGAGCAAAACAAUUUAAAUCUGUAGGAGAGGCCAAGACAUACUUCAGCUCUGUAGUACUUAGCUUUGGUGGUGGCAGGAAAACUCAGUUUGAAAUUACCCCUGAAUCUUAUCUGAUUAUCUCUACAGAUGGCAAUGUUUGUUUGGGAAUUCUGAAUGGCACCGAAGUUGGACUUGAUACUAUCAACCUCAUUGGAGAUACUUCCAUGCGGAACAAAAUGGUGAUUUAUGACAAUGAGAAGCAGCAAAUUGGAUGGAUCCCUGCAGAUUGCAACAGGCAUCCCAAAGUGGAUCUUGAUGCUGAUGAAGGUUUCUUUCAGCCCUAUCCAGCAACAUAAGAUCUGCAGGAAGACCAAUAAGUUGGAUUGCAACAAAAUCUCGGACCCCUUGACAAAUAUUAAGGAAUAGACAAUGUAUAUAUACAUAUAUUACAAUUCAUAGGGGUUCAGAGAUUUCUUUACAAUGUAAAAAUUGUCUAUGGGAACAGUUUCCCAUCUCAGAAAUUAAUAGAGAUGUUUGUUACAAAA
This is a messenger RNA of Macadamia integrifolia, 1826 nucleotides long. Its product is annotated as aspartic proteinase Asp1-like. Gene Ontology annotation, biological process: proteolysis. NCBI's taxonomy places the organism in Eukaryota, Viridiplantae, Streptophyta, Magnoliopsida, Proteales, Proteaceae. The record is from RefSeq and is a predicted model, not a curated record. The transcript has 9 exons. Bases 339 to 1637 code for a protein of 432 amino acids. Gene Ontology annotation, molecular function: aspartic-type endopeptidase activity.